AUGAGUCUUGAUCCUAAAGGUCUCAACGAUCGAAGGAUUAAUGAAGAUGCGGACGGGAUGCAACGUGAUUCUUUUAGAGCUGACGUGAAAGAAUUGGAGGAUGAUAAUGUCAAUGAGAGACUAGGUCUACCCCCAGUGUUGAGAGUGGCACUACUUGGAGGAUCUGCAGGCUUAAUUGGGGGAGUUGGUGGACUAAUACAUGGAUGGCAGACUGCCUCGUUGAAAUAUUUGGCAUCAAAUUCACAUAGAUUACCGACAACGUAUAAUGGAUGGUUUUUCUAUCAUAGGAGGAAGAUGUACUUCUGUCUUAAGCAAUCCAUGGCGACGGGCUUUAAGACAGGAAUGCGUCUUGGAACAUUUGUUGGAUUUAUGUUUGGAAUAGAAGCGGUUCUUGACAAAUCACGUGGAGUUACAGACUUUGGAAAUACUAUGAUGGCAGUGUGUGUGCCUGGUUUUUUCUAUGCAUGGUGGCAUAGAAUGCCUCAAGUGCAGGCUAAGGAUAUAAUCAAAAAGGGAGGUCGUAUGGGUAUCCUUUUUGGUCUAACUCAAGACUUGUUACAAUUCAUCAGAGGUGGAGAUGUGUGGUACUUGAACAGGUUCUUUGGUAUUCAGCCAAAGAAACUUAGGGAGAGAUUCGCAAAAUAG
This is a messenger RNA of Brettanomyces nanus, 645 nucleotides long. RefSeq lists its product as uncharacterized. The record is from RefSeq and is a predicted model, not a curated record. The transcript has a single exon. The coding region runs from base 1 to 645 and encodes 214 amino acids. NCBI's taxonomy places the organism in Eukaryota, Fungi, Ascomycota, Pichiomycetes, Pichiales, Pichiaceae.